This is a messenger RNA of Cricetulus griseus (Chinese hamster), 993 nucleotides long. NCBI's taxonomy places the organism in Eukaryota, Metazoa, Chordata, Mammalia, Rodentia, Cricetidae. The record is from RefSeq and is a predicted model, not a curated record.
AUUUUCUUCCAUUUGUAUGUGAUGGUUGUUCAGGAAUAUUUUGCCUUGAACACAGAAGCAAGGACUCUCAUGGUUGCCCUGAGGUGAAUAUAAUCAAGGAGAGACCAAAGACAGAUGAACACAAAUCUUACUCGUGUUCAUUCAAGGACUGUCCUGAAGUAGAGCUGGUGGCAGUGAUAUGUCCUUAUUGUGAGAAGAACUUUUGCCUAAGACACCGUCAUCAGUCAGAUCAUGGGUGUGAAAAACUGGAGCUCCCAAAGCCUCGAAUGGCUGCCACACAGAAACUUGUCAAAGACAUUAUCGACUCCAAGACAGGAGGGGCAGUAAAUAAAGGAAGGAAGGGUGCAAAAACCAGCGGGACAGCCGCAAAGGUGGCUCUGAUGAAGCUAAAGAUGCAUGCUGACGGCGAUAAGUCACUGCCACAGACAGAAAGAAUUUACUUUCAGGUUUACUUACCAAAGGGGAGCAAAGAGAAGAGCAAAGCCAUGUUCUUCUGCCUCCGAUGGAGCAUUGGAAAGGUCGUGGACUUCGCAGCUUCUCUAGCCAGUCUUAGAAAUGAAAACAACAAGUUGACGGCGAAGCAGAAGCUGAGGCUGUGUCACAUCCCUUCAGGAGAAGCCCUGCCCUUGGACCACACUUUGGAAGCGUGGAUCAAUAAGGAGGACCACCCUUUGUAUAACGGAGGAAAUGUUAUUUUGGAGUAUCUUAACGAUGAAGAACAGUUUUUAAAAAAUGUUGACUCUUAUUUGGAAUAGUCACUCAAGGAUUAGAGUCAGAAUUUACAAGCAGAAAUCAUUCUAUAUAGAUAGUCAAUUUCUUUUACUACAGAUGCGUUUUUAAAACUCUAAAAGUUGCUUUAAAGUUUAACUGUGUAUUGGUAGUUAUGGCAAAGUAUUAUUUUUUUUACUGUUUCUGGAUUAUGCUGUAAAAAUAUCAGCAACUGGUCGUUUCUGUUAGGCCAGUGCCAGCUACUGACUGGCUGCUGUGGCACUC